Molecule: messenger RNA, 1089 nt
Organism: Colletotrichum spaethianum
Lineage: Eukaryota; Fungi; Ascomycota; Sordariomycetes; Glomerellales; Glomerellaceae
Product: alcohol dehydrogenase
Exons: 1
Coding region: 1-1089 (362 amino acids)
Molecular function (GO): oxidoreductase activity
Source: RefSeq, a predicted model, not a curated record
AUGGCGGGCCAGAUCCCCGAGCAGAUGCGUGCUGCAACCAUCAAGGACUUCAACAAGGGCUAUGAAGUUAAGGACGUCAAGGUCCCUACCGAACUCGGACCCAAUGAUGUUCUCGUCAAAAUCGCCGCCGCAGGCUACUGUCAUACCGACCUUCAAGUACAACAGGGAGUUUAUGAAUCCUCUGGUGCUAAGCCCGGCCUUGUUGGCUCUCACGAGCCUGCCGGUACUAUUGUGAAGCUCGGCUCCGAAGCCGGCAAGCAGGGCCUUGAGGUCGGUGAUCACGUCGGCUCUAUCAACACAUAUGGCUGCUGCGGCAAGUGUAACUCUUGCAACCAGGGCAAACAGGUCUGCGAUAACCUCACCGGUAUGCUCGGUCUCACUCUUGAUGGUGGUUUCGCACAAUACAUGAAGGCCGAUGCCCGAGUGGUAGCCAAGAUCCCAGAUUCAAUUCCUUGGGCUGAGGCUGCGCCGUUGUUCUGCGCUGGUGCUACAGUCUACGGAGCUCUCUGUGCAGCACAGUCUGAGAAGGGCCAAUGGCUCGCAAUGAUUGGUAUUGGAGGCUUGGGUCACUUGGGUGUCCAGUACGCCAAGGCAAUGGGCUGCAAGGUCAUCGCAAUCGACAACCGUCAAGAAGCCCUCGAUCUGGCCAAUGACGUCCCAUCACACCUCAAGCCCGACCGCACUAUUCUCAUCGAUACCGAUGAGGCGCAAGAAAAGACGGUCAAAGACCUUCAAUCUGCGUUCUAUGACACCAACCCUGGCGUCGACCGCGUUGUCAUCAACACUGAGGCCCGCCCCCUCGUAAAAUUCGCUCAGCAUUUCCUGCGCAAGGGAGGUGUCCUUGUCGAUGUCGGGCUCCCUGCUGACGGGCCUCUUGAGGUUGAUCCUUUUGCUCUGAACUUCAAGGAGCAGACUAUUCGCGGGGCUUUGAUCUGUACUCCGGAGCGCAGCCGGGAGAUGCUGGAGUUGCACGCCAAGAACAGCUGCAGGACAUACAUUGAGAAAACCUACAGCGUUGACCAAGCCAACGAGAUGGCUGAGCACUACCUCUCUAAACAGCUCAAGGGCCGCCUGUGUAUGGUCUUCUAA